AUGCUUCCUCCUGCCAGCACCAGCUGUAGGGACUUGCCCGUGGCAGUCCCGGCUCCGGUCCCUGCAACUCACUAUGCUGGCCUUGCCAGCCGCCGUUACUACGACCUCUCGUACAUAGCCAUUAUGUUCCUGGUAUUUCCUCUCUAUUGGGUCAAAGCCGUGGAUUGGCGCCUGUGCUCGUCGGGUUACCCAGAAUCGAGCGAUCCCUGGCUCAUCCGGGCCCCCUCACAUGCCUGGGUUAAAGGCUGGCCAUGCUCAGGGAAUCAGCUGAACAAACUGGCUUACACGUUAUCAUCCCCGGCGCCCUUUCUACGGAGCUUAAUGUGGCCGUUCAGCUACUCAGAGCUCCAUUUCUUUACUUCUUUUUAUACGGUGUUUGUGGGUGGCCUGGUUAUGCUCUUCAUCACUCGGGGCAGCGAUUACGACGUCUCCAAUACUUGGCGCCUGUCUUGGGCCUUCCUGGCUCGGGCGCAAGUGCGUGUGGGACCCCUCCUCGUGAAGGCCCUGCGGCCGCAGACGCCCUGGCCGCUGUCCAUCUCGCAGUCGCUGCUUGUGGACGCACCCGCUAACGUACCUUUCGCCUUGGCCUUGAUGGGCCCUUGGCGUCAUAUGGCUCUAGGAGCGCUCAUGGAUGUCGCCUACGUCAUCAUCGUAUCCCGGUUGUACGGCCCCAGUUGGCCGUACGCCAUGCCUCCAAAGGCGAUGGUGCUGCUCUAUACGGCUUGUGGACUUUUGACGGUUUUCGUGUCCGCACUUCUGGGCAGACGAACAGCAACGUCUCCAGGCAGAGGACUAACGCCAGGGGGCUUUGCUCCACGGGACGCCUCCUUGCCCAAGUCCCCCAAGGUGGGCCUGGAGGUGGUCCACGGCGCGCUGAGCCUCCCAACCCCCUGCGGAACCGCCACCAAGAUGAAUCAGAACGUGGCGGAGGAGGAGAAGGCGGAGCAGCAGCAGCAGCAGCAGCAGGAGGAGGAGGAGAAGGAAGAGGAGCACAAGAUGGAAGAGGGUCAGGGGAGUGGGCGUGAGGCGGGAAACGUCCAGCUCGCAAGCCCGCACUGCAAGCUGGGCCAGCUACAUCGUCCGCUGACAGUCGCGGCUCCGGUGUACGACCGUGUCUGCGCGGGGACUUCACGGCUGGACGAGCUAGACGAGCCGUCAGCUCAUGCACCGCCAGCUGCCGCCAAGUUGGGAUUCACUGAGGUUGCAAUCCGCUGGGAUGGCGUCGGGAGAUGGGCUGGGGACGUUGACGUGGACGUUGACGGGGGAGGUGAGAAGUCUGAGGGCAUUGGCGACAGGGACGGCUGUCUUGGACUGAUGUGGAUGCAUCUUUAUCUUAAAGUGCCGGGGUUGGAGCCCUGGGAUUUGCCGCCGGGGGUUGAUGGACGGUUGACGUCUGCGGUGGCGGAGGCGACGGCCUGCCCGGACGUCGCCGUCGGCACGGACAUUGCUAUCCGAUCCGGCUGUGUGGAAGUGCAUUUGGAUUUUGUACGGCAGGCAGCUCCAGUCGUCACUGGGCCGCCGGCGGCGACGGCGUCAGUGGGGCCGGCAGUACCGGCAGCAGCACCCGGGCAAGCCGGCGUGACACCGCUGCAGGCAGGGCCCCCUUAUGCCGCGGAUCCCCGGACAGGGCUGAUGACGAGCAAUAGCCAGUUUGCGCCGGCAUCCUCAGAGCAGCAGGGUUUGGCCAGCUGCAUCCUGCAGGCGCUGGGUCUGCCGCCCGGGUAUGACGCGGCCGUACGGGCGCAGGUCGGUGCGCACCUCCUAACGCUCACACCGGCGGCGGGCUCGGGCGGUGGCUGGGCGGUGCUGGGGACGCGAUGCAUUCAGCCGCAUGAGGUCCCCCGCGUGACCAAGAUAGAGCCGCCAGUAGUGGUGACAGAGGCGGCGGCGGGAGCAGGCGCCGCCGCCGGACACGUGGCGGCGGUACUGCACCUGACGAUUAGCGGCUCCCUGGAGCGAUUGACCAUGGCGCACGAGGACACGGACUUGGAAAUUUUGGCGCUCUUUGAGGGCGCUUUCCUGAAGCUGUCGAAGCUCCGAUGGGGGCCCCUGGAGCAGAGCCAGUUCGCUGCCGUCGCCAAUGGUGGCGGCGGCGGCAACGUUGCCACCACGGCAGUGGUGGCGCCACGGCGCGUCGUGCAGCUUCCGCCCUGCCUGGCGCUGAGUCAGCGGUCUUUAACUGUGAACAUAGAGCUCCCAGCGGGUCGUACGGGAGCCGUCAGCCUGCUGCUCAUGCGCCGCGGUACAGCCGGUCAAAACCACCCAUUGUUGUUGUUGCAGCCGGGCGACGCGGCGAUCGCGGCGGAGGUCUCAGCGUUGCAGGAGAGCGGCGGAGCCGCCGCCGCUGAUGACCCUCCCUCGAGCAGAGUCGCGAGCUUUAUCCGGGACCUGGGGCACUGGUUGCAGUACAGAGACUUUUGGCGCCGGAAGGCGGCGGCGGCGGCUCUGUUGGCUGCUUCCGCCAGCGGUGUUGGCGGCGCCGCCGCUGCUCGCCCGUCGAGUUAUCUGGGGCCCCGGCUGUCUGUGGCAUGGAUGAGGGCAUGGCUUUCUCGGAGCCGGUGGAACGAUGCUGGCGGCGCCGCUAGCGGCGGCGGCGGCGGCUGCACGAACUCCUCGGCGUGGUUGAAGCUGAAGCCACGAGGUCUUGGAUGCGUGGUAGGUAGGUCGGCAGCGGCGGCACCGGCGCCGCUGGGGCAUCUUGCUGCUGCGGUUACAUCCAGCUCGUCCAGUCACGUGGUGACGGCCCUGAACUCGCACCCAGCGUACUCAGCGCAGACACAGGACGAUUCGGAUUUGCUUGACCAGGGUCAGCCAAGCGGCACUGACACCGGUAACGCCAAUACUCACUUUUACAGUCUGCGCCGUGGUGGUGCUGGCGGCGGCGGCGUGAACCGGCCGGUGGCGGCAGUGCCGAUGACACAGCACAGUUACCAGCCAUUCACCCAUGCGCAGCAGCAGUCAAUUCCCCGUGGCCAUGGCGCGGGGUCGUCGUCGCUGUCGGUGGAAGAGCAGCAGCGGCUGGCUCAGGGCUCUCUACCAGCGUUUGAGCAGCGGGUGUAUCAGGGCCACAUGCAAACCGCGCGCAGGGUGCUGCUGGAGUUUGCACUUGAGCAGCGAUGUGUCGCGGUGGCGGGGGCCUUGCUGGAGCCCGCGCCGGUGCCCCUGCUGCCGCUGGCAGCACCGGCGGCCAGUGCCGCCAUGACAGCCGCAUACGGCUCCGCCAGCUACAUCGCCGAGCUGGCAGAGUCCAGCCGCGCCACCAACCCCGACGGGCUGACGCUGCUGCACCGUGCCGUACGCAGCGGCGAUGCCGUUACCGUGGACGUCAUCCUUCGCGCCAACGAGAGGGCAGCGGAGGCUGCCGCCGCCUCCGCCGCCGCGGCGGCUGCGCCGCUGCCAGCGCAACUGCUACGACCGGGCCACCACUUCGUCCAGGACCAUUCAGUUGACGACCAGCGGCGGCCCAUAAGCUUGUACGACUGGAGCACACCAGACGUGCACGGCAUUACGCCGCUGCAUUACGUGGCCGUUUUAGAUGACGGCGGUGCGCUGGCACGGCACGUGCUAGCCACACACGCUGAAGCUCAAGCGCUGUGGAACGCGGCUCGUCCGGACAUGCCGUCGCCCGCGUCGUUUGCGGCUCAGAACGGAGUCUUUAUCGACACGGCGGCGUUGCAGCGCGCGCAGUUGAAACAUGAGGGUGAUGUGGGCAGUGGCGCUGUCCCUGGACUCCAAAUGCAGCGGACGCAGCAGCAGCAGCCCCAGCAACAGCCCCAGCAGCGAACUCGCCCGCUUUUCCUGGCUGUCGUGUUGGGCUUCUCCUGCGGUGAAUUGGAGCGGUGCUACCAGCGAUACGCACGUGCGCAGGCUCAGAGCGGCGCACUGCCCGCCUGGCUGCUGCUGCUGCUGCUCCAUUUGGUGGCAAGCGCGGCCGUGUUGUUGCAGGCCUUUACACAGCCGCACGCCUGCUGCCGUCGCGCGAUGCUGCCGCUGGUGGUGCUUCAAGGCGCUGGCUUCUUACUGGCGCUCUGCUGCUGCUCUCGACUCGUGGGUCUACCCCGGGGAAGCAUCUGUCGCGUUGCCGCAUGGGCCAUGCAGGCGCUUGCCCUCGCGAUGCUGCUAGCCAGGACCAUCAGCCCGCAGUCGAUGCCCUGGACUCUCAGCUGCUCUGCAUCAGCAACUUCAAGGACAACGCAAGCGGGUCACGAUGGAGCGGGUGUUGGUAGUGGCGAUGAUGACAUUCGGUUUUCAGCCGAUGGAACCUGCGGCAGCACCACGUUUCACCACGGCCUGCUGGCGCUGUAUCAUGCACUUGCCGUGCUGUCGGUGCCGUACGUACUGCCGUACGCACUGCACAAGGUGCUGGCCGUGCAGGCUGUCGAGGUGGUGGUGUGUGUGUUGCUAAUGACGAGUUGCUGGGCGCUGGGCUGCGCGGGAGGUUUCGGAGCCUCGGCCAUUGCGGGUAGUGACGGUGACCAUGGGAUUGGCGGCGAGGCUCUGCAGGGCGCAAUAGGACUGGCGGGCGAUGGCGGCGUCAACGGCACUGGCAUCUGUACCGCCAACGCCGCCGAUGCCGCCGUCGGCGGUGUCGUCUUGGGCGGCAGCGAUGUCGGUAGCCUGGGUUUGUUGUGGGCGGGAGGCGCCGCGGCCCAGGUGGCGGGGGGUACCCUGCUUCGCGGCUGCAGGCUGCAGGCUGCAGCAGACCCUGUGAAGAUGCAAAUAAGCUGUCCGGACGGACUGCGGCUGUCCUUGGGGGCAUGGCAGAAGGACGGAACACCCAGCGGAAAAGACCGGCCAACGGGGGCCCCGGCAGAGACGGCGGUGACGCCGGGGGCAACCCCAGGGCCAGGGGAGGAACCCUACAUUGCCCCCGCGGUCCGGGAGGGGGUGGUGCUGACGGCCGUCGGGGUGAAGGUGUUCGUUGACAUGGAGGUCGCGGGUGUGGCGGGUGAGGGCGGGGAUGGGAGGAAGGUGCUGAAGGUGCUGGUGAUCAUGGUGGUGGUGAAGCAGGAGAGGGUUGGAGUGAUGCUGCGCCGGGUCAUACACGGUUCCUUUGUCCAGCUGGCAGAGGUCGUCACGUACACGGGGCAGGCGGGUAAGGAGCAGGCAAUUACAUGCAGGUGUACUGUGGGCUGCACGUGUUGGCUGGUGAAAAGUUCGUGGGCAAGGAGAAGGAGGACGAUUGAGGUGAUGGCUCUGGUGUUGAGCUGUGAGUCGGUCGUGUCCUUGAGAGCAGAUGUCCAUCCAGCUAUCGUUAAUAUCUCCGAGGACGAAGUGGUGCAACGAUACAUGCCAACUGGUGUUCGUGUGGUGCACGUUUCUCAGCAGCCAUCAAAGGAACUUCCCUUUCUCUUCUACCUCCCCGACAUAGAUGGAGCUGGUGUUACAAGUAGACUCCAAUGGAAGGCAUGGUCCGAACGCUUCGACAUGUACGCCCUCACGCUGGACGCGGACUACACCUGCAGCUUUGCAGAACUGGUAGCAACCACGCAGGACUGGCUGCGGCAGGAGCUGUCGGGCAUAUCCCCCUACCGGCCGGUGUACCUGCUGGGUGAGGGCUUCGGCGGCGUCCUGGCCCUGCAGCUGGCGUGGGACUGCAGGCGCCUGGUCAAUCGUCUGGUGCUGGUCAACCCAGCCACGUCAUACUCCAACUCCCAACUGGCCCGCAUCACGGCCUUCCUGGAGCGCCUCCCACCUGCGCUACGGAAUGUGCAGCUGCCCCAGCUGCCCCCCUCCCUACGGUUGUUGCCAGUGCCACCAGCCGCGGCACUGCCGGUGGCGCUGGCGCCGCUUCUUGGAGCGAGUCCACAGGCUCUUCUUCGGCAGCUUGUGGGGAGUAUCAGUCAGCAGCAGCCCGCGGAAGCGGUCCAGGCGCUCAACCGGGCGCUGGCGCAGGUAGAGCAGAUCUCCGAGCACCUGAGUCCCGCCACCUUCCUCCACCGUCUGAAGGUGCUGGAGGAGGGUAUCAGAUUGGUUGAACCACAUUUGGGCCGCAUUCCUCAGCGCACGAUGGUGCUUGCGGGCGGUCAGGACUUUGUUUUGGGAUCGGACAAGGAGGCGCAGAGGCUAGCAGAGGCCAUGCCGAGAGCCUUUGCAAAGGUGCUCCCAGACUCGGGCCACGCAAUGCUGUACGAGCCAGGGGGGGACCUUUUACCGCUGCUGGACGAGGAGGGCUUCUACAUCAAGCGCCGCGUGUUCAGCUCCCCACCGGCUGCGGGGGCGGGGGUGGAUGUGAAUGCGUUCGGCACAGCGGGGCCGGUGGAGGUGCCGAACGCGCAGGAGGUCCGGCGUUAUGCCAGGUCCUGGACUGUACGACUAAGAGAACUCAACAGCCCCGUGUUCCUGUCCACAUUGCCUCGGGACGGCACUCGGGUUCUGGGACUGGAGGGCCUGCCGCUCAGAAAGCAACCCACGGGUCAACAUCAUGAUGAGGAUGAUGAUGGGGAUUGUGGCGACAGCAGCAACAGCCGGCCGCAGCAGCCGAAGGGUUUCAAAGAAGCGGAAGCGGAGGGCAGCUGUGAUGGCGGUUACGGGCCGUUGCUGUUCGUUGGCAACCAUCAAUUGUACGCAUUCGACAUGUCGACGUUUGGGGCCGUGAGAGUCACCCCCACCGCCAUGUACCGCCUGCUGGCAGCCGGCGAGGCGGUGCUGCUAUACCCUGGGGGGGUGCGUGAGGGCUUCAAGCGCCGCAACGAGAAGUAUGAGCUGUUCUGGCCUGCAAGGUCGGAGUUUGUGCGCAUGGCCGCCCGCUUCGGCGCCACCAUCAUUCCAAUUUCCGCUGUGGGUUUGGAGGACUCGUUGGAGAUCUUGAUGGACUCGGAUGACAUCCGCAAGAGUCCCCUGUGGGGUGCCCGCGCCCGCGAGCAGGCUGCGGCGGUGCCCCCGGCCCGUGUGGGGGUGACGGCGGAGGACGCGCCUGACGAGACGUUCAUCCCCCCCCUCAUCGCGCCGUCGGUACCGUCCCGCUUCUACUUUCUGUUCGGGCGACCCGUGCGCACCUCCCCUGCCAUGUACCGGGACAGGGCCGCGUGCGACCAGGUAUACCGGGAGGUGCGGUCCGAGGUGGAGUCCGGCAUCAGCUACUUGCUGAGGAAGCGGGAGCAGGACCCAUACCGGGACUUCCUGCGCCGUUACGUGUACGAGCAAAACUUGCCGUUUGGGCCGCGUCGCGUGGCUCCCACAUUCAAGCCUUGACGCUGCUGGGCUGCGGCUUGGCUUGUCCGCAUGAGUCUGGGUAUUGGGCUGUGCUACGCUGGGCUGG
Messenger RNA from Volvox carteri f. nagariensis, 7261 nucleotides. RefSeq lists its product as uncharacterized. The record is from RefSeq and is a predicted model, not a curated record. Bases 1 to 7194 code for a protein of 2397 amino acids. Gene Ontology annotation, cellular component: membrane. NCBI's taxonomy places the organism in Eukaryota, Viridiplantae, Chlorophyta, Chlorophyceae, Chlamydomonadales, Volvocaceae. The transcript has 23 exons.